UUCGAGUGUCCUGUGUAUGAGGCGGAAGAAGAGAGUGAUGAAUGUAUUCCUAAUGAGAUUUCCCGAGUGCUUGAGCACGAGGAAGACACCAUUCAGCCAUACAAAGAGCCGUUAGAAGUCAUCAACUUGGGAUCUGAAGAAGAUAAGAAGGAAGUCAAGAUUGGGGCACUGCUUGGUCAAGAUGUUAAGAAGAGGAUGGUAGAGCUUCUUAAAGAGUAUGUUGACAUUUUUGCGUGGUCCUACCAAGACAUGCCUGGGUUGGACACAGAUAUUGUGGAGCAUCGUUUGCCCUUGAAACCAGAAUGUCCUCCUGUCAAGCAAAAGCUAAGAAGAAGUCAUCCUGACAUGGCGGAAAAGAUUAAGAAUGAGGUCUUGAAGCAUAUAGGCGCAGGUUUCCUUGUCACUUCUGUUUUCUUGUCACCUCUAGAGUAUCCUCAAUGGUUAGCCAACAUAGUGCCAGUUCCAAAGAAAGAUGGCAAAGUCAGAAUGUGUGUUGACUACCGUGACUUGAACAAGGCCAGUCCAAAAGAUGACUUUCCAUUACCACAUAUUGACAUGUUGGUUGAUAACACCGCUAAGUUCAACGUCUUUUUCUUCAUGGACGGGUUCUCCGGUUAUAAUCAGAUCAAGAUGGCUCCUGAAGACAUGGAGAAGACAUCUUUCAUCACCCCAUGGGGUACCUUUUGCUACAAAGUGAUGCCAUUUGGAUUAAAGAAUGCAGGCGCAACUUACCAAAGGGCAAUGACUACUCUCUUUCAUGACAUGAUGCAUAAAGAAAUUGAAGUUUAUGUGGACGACAUGAUAGCCAAGUCCAGCACAGAAGAAGAACAUAUUGAAUACCUUUUGAAGUUGUUUCAACGACUAAGGAAAUAUCAGCUUCGCUUGAAUCCUAACAAAUGUACUUUUGGGGUUAGAUCUGGAAAACUCUUGGGUUUCAUUGUCAGCCAAAGAGGUAUUGAAGUAGAUCCCGACAAAGUCAGAGCUAUUCAAGAGAUGCCUGCACCAAAAACUGAAAAACAAGUAAGAGGAUUUCUCGGACGAUUGAACUAUAUCUCCAGAUUUAUCUCUCAAAUGACUGCUACAUGUGGGCCAAUUUUCAAGCUUCUCCGCAAAGAUCAAGGGGUUGUAUGGACUGAAGAUUGCCAGAAAGCGUUCGACAGUAUCAAAGAGUACCUGUUAGAACCACCAAUAUUGAUUCCUCCAGUUGAAGGAAGACCAUUAAUCAUGUACCUUACUGUGUUAGAAGAAUCCAUGGGUUGUAUGCUUGGACAACAAGAUGAAACCGGUAAGAAGGAGCAUGCCAUCUAUUACUUGAGUAAGAAAUUCACAGACUGUGAGUCUCGUUACUCCAUGCUCGAAAAAACGUGUUGUGCUUUGGCUUGGGCUUCAAAACGUCUCCGCCAAUACAUGAUCAACAAUACUACUUGGUUAAUCUCCAAAAUGGAUCCGAUCAAGUAUGUCUUUGAAAAGCCUGCCUUAACAGGAAGGAUUGCCCGAUGGCAAAUGCUGUUAUCCGAAUAUGACAUUGAAUACCGUGCUCAAAAAGCGGUCAAAGGAAGCAUUCUCGCCGAUCACUUGGCGCAUCAACCAAUUAAUGAAUAUCAAUCUCUCAAGUUUGACUUUCCUGACGAAGAUGUCUUGUACUUGAAGAUGAAAGAUUGUGACGAACCGUUACCUGAAGAAGGUCCUGAGCCUGGAUCAAGAUGGGGCCUAAUUUUUGAUGGAGCAGUAAACGCUUUUGGCAAUGGAAUUGGGGCAAUCAUCAUCACUCCCAAGGGUACUCAUAUCCCAUUCUCCGCCAGAUUGCUAUUUGAUUGCACCAACAACAUCGCAGAAUAUGAAGCUUGUAUCAUGGGUCUCGAAGAAGCCAUUGACUUAAGGAUCAAGAUCCUUGACAUAUAUGGAGAUUCAGCUCUCGUGAUCAACCAAAUCAAAGACAAGUGGGAAACUUACCACCCUGGCUUGAUUCCUUACAGAGAUUAUGCAAGACGUCUGUUGACUUUCUUCAACAAGGUUGAAUUGCAUCAUAUACCUCGAGAUCAGAAUCGAAUGGCAGACGCCUUGGCUACUCUAUCUUCCAUGUUCAAAGUCAAUCACUGGAAUGAUGUGCCUAAAGUCAGAAUUACGCGCCUUGAAAGGCCCGCCUAUGUGUUUGCAACUGAAGCAGUCAUCGAUGAUAAACCGUGGUUCCACGACAUCAAACGCUUCCUUCAAACUCAAGAGUACCCGCUUGGGGCAUCAAACAAAGAUAAGAAAACUCUAAGGAGACUUUCUGGCAGUUUCUUCCUGAACGGAGAUGUGCUAUACAAAAGAAACUUCGACAUGGUUUUGCUCAGAUGCGUGGACAGACACGAAGCAGACAUGUUAAUGCAUGAAGUGCAUGAAGGGUCCUUUGGAACUCAUUCAAAUGGGCAUGCAAUGUCCAAAAAGAUCUUAAGAGCAGGAUACUAUUGGUUGACAAUGGAAUCUGAUUGUUACAAACACGUGAAGAGAUGUCACAAGUGCCAGAUCUAUGCAGAUAAGAUCCAUGUGCCACCGACUCUACUCAACGUUCUCUCAUCUCCAUGGCCUUUCUCCAUGUGGGGUAUCGACAUGAUUGGAAUGAUCGAACCGAAAGCUUCAAACGGUCAUCGUUUCAUCUUGGUAGCAAUUGAUUACUUCACCAAAUGGGUCGAAGCAGCAUCUUACGCCAAUGUUACAAGACAAGUGGUUGUGAGGUUUAUCAAGAAUAACAUCAUUUGCCGAUAUGGUAUUCCCAGCAAGAUCAUUACUGACAAUGGUUCAAACCUGAAUAACAAGAUGAUGAAAGAAUUGUGUGAGGAAUUCAAGAUUGAGCAUCAUAACUCUUCUCCUUACAGACCAAAAAUGAACGGCGCCGUUGAAGCUGCUAACAAGAACAUUAAGAAGAUCGUCCAGAAAAUGGUCGUCACUUACAAAGACUGGCAUGAAAUGCUGCCAUUUGCUUUACAUGGGUACCGUACUUCAGUGCGUACUUCAACAGGGGCAACUCCCUUUUCUCUAGUAUACGGCAUGGAAGCUGUGCUCCCCGUAGAAGUUGAAAUACCAUCAAUGAGAGUCCUCAUGGAGACUAAGUUAUCAGAGGCUGAAUGGUGUCAAAGCAGAUACGAUCAGUUGAACUUAAUCGAAGAAAAACGUAUGACUGCUCUAUGCCAUGGACAGUUAUACCAAGCAAGGAUGAAACAAGCUUUCAACAAAAAGGUUCGACCUCGUGAAUUUCAAGAAGGCGACCUCGUGCUUAAAAAGAUCUUGUCUUUUCAACCAGAUUCUAGGGGCAAAUGGUCUCCUAAUUACGAAGGCCCGUAUGUUGUCAAAAGAACAUUUUCUGGCGGCGCCAUGAUUCUUGCAACCAUGGAUGGUGAUGAACUCCCACAUCCUGUGAAUGCUGAUGCAGUCAAGAAA
Molecule: messenger RNA, 3420 nt
Organism: Vicia villosa (hairy vetch)
Lineage: Eukaryota; Viridiplantae; Streptophyta; Magnoliopsida; Fabales; Fabaceae
Exons: 2
Biological process (GO): DNA integration
Molecular function (GO): nucleic acid binding; RNA-DNA hybrid ribonuclease activity
Source: RefSeq, a predicted model, not a curated record